This is a messenger RNA of Kockovaella imperatae, 1762 nucleotides long. RefSeq names its product thioredoxin-like protein. Gene Ontology annotation, biological process: protein folding; response to endoplasmic reticulum stress. The record is from RefSeq and is a predicted model, not a curated record. The transcript is spliced from 9 exons. Gene Ontology annotation, molecular function: protein disulfide isomerase activity. The coding region runs from base 116 to 1624 and encodes 502 amino acids. NCBI's taxonomy places the organism in Eukaryota, Fungi, Basidiomycota, Tremellomycetes, Tremellales, Cuniculitremaceae. Gene Ontology annotation, cellular component: endoplasmic reticulum.
UGCUUCUUACCAAUCAACCUGUCCAUCUCAUCUCUGGUCGAGGUGUUUCUGAUAUUUAUACAUACCACCUGUUGGGAGAGAAGUCAUCUUGGUGUCACAAAACGCUUGAUUCGCCAUGCGAUACAGCACACUCCUCUCACUGCUCGCUACCUUUACUGCUGGAGCUCUGGCCAGCGAUGUCAUUGACUUGACGGGUGGCACGUUCAAAUCAGAGGUCAAUGGAGAAGAUCUGGCUUUGGUAGAAUUCUUCGCUCCAUGGUGCGGACAUUGCAAGAACUUGGCACCUCAUUAUGAAGAAGCAGCUACUGAGCUCAAAUCAAAGCUUGGAGUCAAGCUCGCCAAGGUCGACUGCACCGAGGAAGCUGAGCUAUGCAAGGAAUUCGGAGUCAAUGGAUAUCCCACGCUCAAGGUCUUCCGGAAUGGAGUUCCGACUGACUAUGCCGGACCACGAAAAGCCGAUGGAAUAAUCAGCUACAUGGUCAAGCAAUCUCUUCCAGCUGUCAGCGAGGUGACUCCCUCUUCCCACGACGAAUUCAUCAAACAGGACAAGGUCGUUCUCGUUGCGUACGGAGACGAAUCUCACCCUGUCCCUGCUGCUUUUGCCGAAUAUGCCAACUCUGCUCGUGAUACCUACCUCUUUGGACAAUAUCUCGACUCGUCUCUUCCCUCUAUCCCUGAAUCCCCCUCCCUCCCCGCCAUCGUUCUGUACAAGCAAUUCGAUGAGGGUCACAACGUUCUCUCCACUUCUGAGGUCUCCUCUCUCACUGCGGAUUCCCUGGCCGAAUUCAUCAAGUCCAACUCGAUGCCCCUUGUCGAUGAAAUCUCGCCUGAGAACUUUGGAGACUACGCCGAACGAGGACUGCCCAUCGCGUACGUCUUUGCCGAACCCGAUGACACUGCCACUCGAGAACAAUUCAUCGAGGAGAUCAAGCCCAUCGUCAAAGAGUUCAAAGACAAGGUCAGCUUUGUGACGAUUGACGCUGUCCGAUUCGUCGAUCACGGAAAAGGACUCGCUCUUCCUGGCGAAGACUGGCCAGCCUUUGUCAUUCAGGAACUGGCUGAACAGUCCAAAUACCCUCUCGACACUAAAUUCAGCGCCAAGAACGUUGAAGCUCACCUCCGGGCCUAUGUCGAUGGAAAAUUGUCACCCAAAAUCAAGUCUGAGCCUAUCCCCAAGACUCAGGACCAACCCGUCUACCACCUGACAGCCGACGGAUGGGAUGCUCUGUUCGGUGACGACUCAAAGGACGUGUUUGCCGAAUUCUUUGCUCCUUGGUGUGGACACUGCAAGAAGCUCGCCCCCGUUUGGGAAGAGCUCGGUGAGAAAUACCAGAACAGCAAGAACGUUGUCAUUGCUCAAAUGGAUGCCACUCUUAAUGACAUCCCCCCCACCGCACCAUUCAAGGUCGCCGGAUUCCCUACUCUCAAGUUCCGACCCGCUGGAUCCUCUGACUUUGAGGACUACAUGGGCGGACGAACUCUGGAGGACUUGAUCGAGUUUGUAGAGGCCAACAAGAAGUCUGAAGGUCCAUUGUCUACGGAGGAGGCAGUCGAGGAGCGAUCGGAUGAGGAUUCCGCCGUUGCGGGUGAAGAAGAGGAAGUUGUCGAGCACGAUGAACUCUAGAUAGCAAUGGACGUAGAUCCGCAAGGAGAAUGAUGCAGGAUGUCGAUCACUGCCUCUUAGCCACACACUUCUUACAUGAUGGGUGCCACAAUCAUUUCCAUUCACAACGCCGCCAAAUUCCGAAGCGAGCUGGUACUU